AUGCUUCUCCCACGGCGAUCGGUCCUCUUUUUUGGCUUCUGCUUUUUUCUCGUUCUCUUCCUGACGACGCGCAACCUGUCACAGCCAUGGGCCAAUGUGCAACAGGUCGUGGGUCUGGGCGAUGUGAUUGACUCACCGGCGGGCAAGACGGGGUCUAGGAGUGCGACUGCCGGGCAGCCAGAUCAAGACUCGUUCGCAUCUCAGCCGAAGUUCGUGCCGGGUAUUCCCAACCCACCCGGGCAGAACUAUUCCAAGGUUGUGGUAUUGUCGCAGACCAAGGAAGAGGAUACCAGCUGGGUUGACCAAUUAACUGAUUGGCAGUCCGCCAAGUAUGUCGUCGAUGAUAGCUCCGCUCCACUUCAUCCGCCAGCAAACAAGGGCCACGAAGUCAUGGUAUACCUUACCUACAUCAUCGACCAUUACGACAAACUCCCCGACGUCGCAGUGUUCAUGCACGCCCAUAAGACCGCCUGGCACAAUGACCCACUCCUCAACGGUGAUUCUUCCCAGGUUCUUCGGCGGCUCAGCUUGGAUCGCGUGAUCCGGGAAGGAUACAUGAACACCCGGUGUGCCGGUGGACCCGGAUGUCCGGACUGGAUGCACCUAGGUGCUGCCGAAGAGAAUGAGUUCAAGCAGGAGGAAGUUAUGCUGGCCCGGUCCUGGGGCGAACUGUUCCCGGACGAGCCGAUCCCUUCGGUGUUGGCCCAGCCGUGCUGUGCCCAAUUUGCCCUGUCUGGGCAGCGGAUUCGCUCCAUUCCCCGCGCGCGCUUCAUUUUCUACCGCGACUGGUUACUCUCAACUGCGCUGAGUGACUUCAUUACCGGCCGCGUAUGGGAGUACAUUUGGCAAUUCGUGUUCACGGGCAAACAUUCCGUCUGUCCAGUCGAAAGUGUGUGCCUCUGCGACGGCUAUGGCUUCUGCUUCGGUGGCCCCGACGAGUUUGAUGCCUACCGGUCUCUCGAGAGCCAGCAAAAUGAGCUGCGGAACUCUCUCGAGAAUUGGGAUUCCCUGUCCGAGGAUAUUGAAUCCGCUCGCGAGAAGGACGAACUCAAUGAGUCGACUCCUCUGGAAGUCCCGGAAGUGGGCCAAAAUUCUCAAAUGAUCCGUGAGCUGGCGAAAUUGGAGAAGAAUGUCACCGACAUACUUAAUGCGGCCAUUGAGCGUGGCAACAACCCCAAGUACCGAGCCCAGGAGGCCGGUCGUCCUUGGAACGAAGGCGAUGGGUUUUGA
Molecule: messenger RNA, 1230 nt
Organism: Penicillium alfredii
Lineage: Eukaryota; Fungi; Ascomycota; Eurotiomycetes; Eurotiales; Aspergillaceae
Exons: 1
Coding region: 1-1230 (409 amino acids)
Source: RefSeq, a predicted model, not a curated record